AGUAAAGCCUGCUCCAAACUUCUCAGCUGUUGACAGGCUUGACUUGCUGAGAACACUGGUUAAAUAUAGCACAAGUGAGCUGAGCUCAACAGUCAUUGCUGUAACAGUGUGUGAAGAGACCAGAAGAGGGGAAAUACAAUCUGAGAACUAAACUGCCAAAGCCUAACACCACCUAGCAACAGUUGAAAAAACUUUUAAACAAAGUCUGAGUGAAACACAGAGAGAGCAUACCUCUUAUUUCUCCUGACUGGGAUUUCUCUGGGAAGAAACUACGUUCCUCUUCUGCUCUCUACCCUAUUUCCUGCAUUACUUCAGCUGCUGGUAGACCUUGAAAAGUGGAAAAAGCUUAUCUCUGGUUCUUUUGGGCUGGAUGUGAAAACUGGCUGGGAACUGUGUAGUACUGUGGGGCAAGUUACUGUGAUCUUCUAGGAGUAAACUGUCACUAUAAAGGAUAUAAUCCAAGGUACUUACUGCUGUCAGGUAGGGAUGAGAUCCCGAAACCAAGGUGGGGAAAGCUCAUCCAGUGGGCAUUAUUCCAGUUCUAAGCCUGUCAUUAACAAUGCAGAGAAUGAAAGUUUUCAGGAAGAUGCCAGGAAAAAGAACAAGUCCAAUCGGAAGGAAGAUGAAGUUAUGGUAUCAGCAACUGUCAAAAGACACUCAAAAUCACCUGGUUCCAGUGAACGGAAGAAGAAGAAAUCAAUUGAACUUUCUAAGGAGGACUUGAUCAAGCUCCUCAGUAUAAUGGAAGGAGAACUGCAGGCCAGGGAAGAUGUGAUCCAGAUGCUGAAGACAGAGAAGACCAAACCUGAAGUUUUAGAAGCUCAUUAUGGAUCUGCAGCUCCAGAGAAUGUCCUAAGAGUAUUACACAGAGAUGCUAUCCUUGCCGAAGAAAAAUCCAUAGGAGAAGAUGUCUAUGAGAAACCUAUUUCAGAGCUGGACAGACUUGAAGAAAAGCAGAAGGAGACUUACCGACGCAUGUUGGAACAGCUCCUGCUGGCAGAAAAGUGCCACCGGCGCACAGUUUAUGAGCUGGAAAAUGAGAAGCAUAAGCAUACGGAUUACAUGAACAAGAGUGAUGACUUUACCAACCUCUUGGAGCAGGAGCGUGAAAGGUUAAAGAAGCUUCUUGAACAGGAAAAGAUCUAUCAAGCCCGGAAGGAGAAAGAAUAUACAAAGAGACUCAAUAAAUUAAGAGAAGAACUAGUUAAACUCAAAUCAUUUGCACUCAUGCUGGUGGAUGAAAGACAAAUGCAUAUUGAACAGCUUGGUCAGCAAAGUCAGAAAAUACAGGAUCUUACUCAGAAACUAAAAGAAGAAGAAGAAAAGCUUAAAGUUAUUAGUUCAAAAACAAAAGAAGAUGGACAAAAACUGAUGAAGUUAGAAGCAGAACUUGAACACAAGACAUCAACAUUUUCUCAAGAAAAUGAGGAGAUGACUGCUAAACUGGCUAAUCAAGAAUCGCAUAAUAGACAGCUCAGGCUUAAGUUGGUUGGUUUGACUCGCAGAAUAGAAGAGCUGGAAGAAGCCAACAAAAACCUUCAAAAAUCUGAAGAAGAACUACAGGAAUUAAGAGAUAAAAUAGCAAAAGGGGAAUGUGGGAACUCUAGCUUGAUGGCCGAGGUGGAGAACCUUCGCAAGCGUGUGCUUGAAAUGGAGGGCAAAGAUGAGGAGAUCACAAAAACUGAAUCCCAGUGCAGAGAGCUGAAGAAGAAACUGCAAGAGGAAGAACACCAUAGCAAAGAGUUGAAACUUGAAGUGGAAAAAUUGCAGAAGAGAAUGUCAGAACUGGAAAAGCUGGAGGAGGCUUUCAGUAAAAGCAAGUCUGAUUGUACCCAGCUGCAUUUAAACCUGGAGAAAGAAAAAAAUUCAACCAAAGACUUGAUAAUGGAGCUAGAUACAAUGAAGACCCGAGUGAAAGACUUGGAAUCUUCAGAAAGUAGAUUGGAAAAGGCUGAGUUAAGCUUAAAAGAUGACCUUACAAAGCUGAAGUCAUUUACUGUCAUGCUGGUUGAUGAAAGAAAAAAUAUGAUGGAAAAAAUAAAACAAGAAGAAAAAAAAGUUGAAGGUCUGAACAAGAAUUUUAAGGUGGAACAAGGCAAAGUUAUGGAUGUGACUGAGAAACUGAUAGAGGAAAGUAAGAAAUUUUUGAAACUGAAGUCUGAAAUGGAGGAAAAAGUGUCCAAUUUGACAAAGGAAAGAGAUGAGUUAAUCAGCAAACUGAAAAAUGAAGAAGAAAAAUCCUCUGAACUGAAUUGUAGAAUUGAUCUGCUGCAGAAGAGAAUUGAUGGUAUAGAGGAAGUAGAAAGAGAAAUAGCAAGAGGUCGAGCCAGAAAAGGACUAGAACAAACUUGCCAUGAGGAUAACAAGAUUAAGGAACUAACCACUGAAAUUGAAAGACUUAAAAACCGUCUCAAGCAAUUGGAAGUGGUUGAAGGAGAUUUGAUGAAGACAGAGGAUGAGUAUGAUCAGCUGGAGCGGAAAUUUAAGACUGAGCAGGACAAAGCCAACUUCCUGUCUCAGCAACUGGAGGAAAUGAAGCUCCAGAUUGCUAAAAACAAAGCAAUAGAGAAGGGUGAAGCUGUGAGUCAGGAAGCAGAGCUGAGGCACAGGUUUCGGUUAGAGGAGGCCAAAAGCAGAGAUUUGAAAGCAGAAGUGCAAGCUCUGAAGGAAAAAAUUCAUGAGUUGAUGAACAAAGAAGACCAACUUUCCCAGCUCCAAGUUGAUUAUUCAGUUCUUCAGCAGCGGUUUAUGGAAGAAGAAAAUAAGAACAAAAGCAUGGGGCAGGAGGUCCUAAGCUUAACAAGAGAGUUAGAGCUUUCUAAGCGAUACAGCCGUGCCCUGAGACCAAGUAUAAAUGGCAGAAGAAUGGUAGAUGUUCCUGUGACAUCCACUGGAGUGCAAACUGAUGCAGUAAGCAGUGAAGCAGCAGAAGAAGAAACUCCAGCUGUGUUCAUAAGGAAAUCCUUUCAAGAGGAAAAUCAUAUCAUGAGUAACCUGAGACAGGUAGGCCUGAAGAAACCCAUGGAGCGCUCAUCUGUGCUUGAUAGGUAUCCCCCAGCAGCAAAUGAGCUUGGAAUGAGGAAAUCUUGGAUACCAUGGAUGAGAAAGAGAGAAAAUGGACCCCAGACAACUCAUGAUAAAGGAACACGAACACAUGGCAGUCCAGAACAUCCUGGGGAGGUUGUACUUUCACCAAAACAGGGACAGCCUCUUCAUAUUAGGGUGACUCCAGAUCAUGAAAACAGUACAGCUACUUUGGAAAUUACCAGUCCAACAUCUGAAGAAUUCUUUUCAAGUACCACAGUCAUCCCUACCUUGGGAAAUCAGAAACCACGGAUUACCAUCAUUCCCUCUCCAAAUGUUGUAGCCCAAAAGGCAAAGAGUAGUGAGAGCACAAUGGGUCCAGAGCGUGCUAUGUCACCUGUUACUAUAACUACUUUCUCCAGAGAAAAGUCCUCAGAGGGAGGGAGAACUCCGUUUAUGGAUAGACCCACAUCCCCCAUUCAGAUUAUGACAGUGUCUACGUCUGCAGCACCAGCAAAAAUCUCUGUCUCUCCAGAAUCACAAGAUAUGACCAUGGGAAGGGCUGUCUUCAAGGUAACACCAGAAAAACAAACUGUCCCGACACCAAUCCGGAAGUACAAUGCCAAUGCCAACAUUAUAACCACAGAAGACAACAAAAUACACAUCCACUUAGGUUCUCAGUUCAAACGCUCUCCUGGUGCCACUUCUGAGGGUGCAAGUCCUGUGAUAACAGUCAGACCAAUGAAUGUAGCAGCAGAAAAAGAGGUUAUGACUGGUACUGUCCUUCGUUCCCCCAGGAACAAUCUAUCCUCAAGGUCAGGAGCAAGUAAAGUAACAAGCAGCAUCACUAUAACUCCAGUUACAACAUCCUCCACACGAGGAACCCAGUCAAUGACAGGACAGGAUGGGUCAUCACAGAGACCUACACCCACCCGCAUUCCUGUGUCAAAAGGUAUGAAAGCAGGAAAACCAAUAGUGGCAGCCCCAGGAGCAGGAAAUGUGACAAAAUUCGAGCCUCGUGCCGAGACUCAGUCAAUGAAAAUAGAACUGAAGAAAUCUUCAGCCAACAGCUCUACCUCCCUGGGCGGGGGGAAGGGCUGAGGGCAGUGACUAAGGGGGUAUGUUGUGCAGGUUUUACUGCUACCAUGAAAAUCGGACCCCUGUCUGUUACUUGCUAGUGUUUGCAUAUACUAAUUACAUCCUGAAGCUGUCACUCAUAACAAACUAAUAAAUGUGCAUCUUGACUAUUGAAUUUAACAACAUCCUCUUGUUUCCAUACUGGGGUUAGAAUAGUAGUUUUACACUGGUUGUAUGCUAGUAAUAUAUUUCAGCCAGUUAAGUUAGGUUGAGCAAUCUCAUUUAGAUAUUCAUCUAAUUCAGGGGUUCUUUAACUUAUUUGUAGUGGAGGUCCCUUUUUAAUAGAUUAUCUUGUGGCACUGCCUUCUGCCAAUUCACUAUUGCAUGGACCACUUUCAUUGCCAAUCAUGAUCACAUAACAUUCUUCAGGCAACUAAAGCAACUGCUUGUUUAGGGAAGUAAUGAUAGCAAAGCAGUAAACCAUAUUUUCUCACAUAUAGCCCGCCCACGAUCCAGCGUGUGCCUAAUCCAAGUACAUAACACACACCCAGCAUGGAACACUGAGUCCAACCCUACGUGCUGGCUUGAUCCAACCUGCCAUGUCUGGCCCAUGUGCCAGGUCUAAGGCCGCAUGCUGGCUCUGUACCCCCACUCCCCCCACACAUCAGUGCAGUCUAUUCUAUGAGAUCUGGGGCUCACUGAGUGACCCUGUGUGCUAACCUGAUCUGGUGCAUGGGCCCAUGUCAUCCAGCCAGGGAGUUCCUCAGAGGUCCAGAAAUUUGGCAGUGGGGAGUGGUGGCAGCAUGCAUUACUGUGGCUCAGGGAGUCAUGGAAAUGAAUGCUGUCACCACUUCCUCACUGCCAAAUGUUUGGAUCCCUUGGGAUCUGUAUUUCUCAUGUGUAAUGCACAUACUAAUUUUCCCCAGCUGGCCUGGGGGAAAGCCAUAUAUGUGUUUUAUGCAAGAAAAUAUGGCAUUUGCAGUUCUUUUUAAAUAAGGCCUAGUGGCUAGAAAA
Molecule: messenger RNA, 5115 nt
Organism: Gavialis gangeticus (Gharial)
Lineage: Eukaryota; Metazoa; Chordata; Crocodylia; Gavialidae
Gene: FILIP1
Product: filamin A interacting protein 1
Exons: 6
Coding region: 487-4125 (1212 amino acids)
Source: RefSeq, a predicted model, not a curated record